Molecule: messenger RNA, 3779 nt
Organism: Camponotus floridanus (Florida carpenter ant)
Lineage: Eukaryota; Metazoa; Arthropoda; Insecta; Hymenoptera; Formicidae
Product: rabankyrin-5
Exons: 14
Coding region: 338-3733 (1131 amino acids)
Cellular component (GO): cytoplasm
Molecular function (GO): protein binding; metal ion binding
Source: RefSeq, a predicted model, not a curated record
AGUCAGUUUUCUUUUGUACAGAGUCGUUAAUAAGCAAAAUAAAAUAAAGAGGUUCACGAUAACCUGCGCAUACAUUAAUUCCACUAUAGUAACAGUAGCCACAACCUUUUUAUUCUGAAUAAAAAAAAAUGCCCGUCACUCCAGCCGACUCUUAAAUACUAUUUAUACAGUUGUUUUACUUACGAUUUUUCAUAUCGUCAUAGUCGGUUCUUCUGUUUUUUUCUUUUUUUCUACUUUGGCAUCCAUGCGUAAAUCAUGUAUUAAUACAUGCAACGGACACUGCAUCAUGCAAUAAUAUUGUUAUUUAAGCGCUCUCGACGUAAAAUUCUUUUUAAUUAUGGAGGAUUCUAUGGAAGCACAAAAGUGGCAGCAACAUCUGUCCCUGCUACGAGAACAAUAUGUCAAUUUGUACAAUUCAAAUAUAGAACUGCAAAAGGAAUAUGCUAUUGCUACAGCUGAGAAGCAAGAGAGUGGAUUUGUUAGUAGGCUUCUGGCAACUAUAGCAUCUUUAUAUUGUCAACAUCGUUACAGUGAUAUAAAUAUAAAAUUGAUUGAUCAAGAAAUACCAGCACAUAAAUUUAUAUUGUCUGCCAGGACUGAUUUUUUUAGUGAUACAGCUCUUGUUGAAAAAUCUGUUUUAGAUUGGAGCAAUUUAAAUAGUACAGUAGCAUUAGUGUUGUUAAAAUGGAUUUAUACAGGCAAGGUAUCUCAAGAACAUUUAACAUUGGAUUUAAUGAAAGCAGCAGCUGGCUUUCAAUUGUCAGAAAUGGUAGAUCAAUGUGAAAGAUAUUUGAUUGGAACAGUGGGAUUGAAGGAUUGUGUGGAAUUAUAUGCAGCAGCUGAGGAAUUGGGUGCUUUAAAGUUAAAGGAGCAUUGUAGUUCUUUAAUUUCAGCACAUUGGGAAGAUUUAACAGGCGAAGAUUUCAAAGAGAUGCUAGGUUCUUUGCUGUAUAAAUUAUUACAAACUAAGAGUAAAUAUCCUUUACAUGCAGCGGUACGUUUGAUGCGCGAAGACGUUGUGUUUCUAUACUUAGUGGAAAAUAACGCCGAGCUUCCAAAGGCAGUCAAUGCUGUAGAUCACAAAGGAGAAACAGCUCUAGAAGUUGCUCUGAAAAGUCGUCAGCCAUCUCUAGCUCGCACUUUGGUUGACCAUGGAGCAGAUUUGAGUGCAAAAGAUGCUAGGGGUCUGUCUCUGCUUCAUGCAGCAAUUUUAAAAGGAGACUCUUAUUCGUCUGAAUUUAUAAUUGAACAGCUGGAAAACAAUAGCAAUGUGCAGAAGUUAUGUGAACCUCUAAAUAUUAUUGAAGGUGCAAAAAAUACAUCCGAUCUUAAACAACUGGAAGGCUGUACUGCUUUACAUUUAGUAGCAAAGCAUAAUACAGAAAGUAUGUUAGCAGUUGGAUCAAGAUUACUUCAAGCAGGAAUUGAUCCAAAUUUACAAGACCAUAGAGGAUGGAAUGCACUUCAUAGUUGUAUCUCGGAAAGAAACGAUAUGCUAUUUAAUUUAUUACUCGAUGCAAAAGGUAUAGAUAUAGAUGAAACCACAAACGAAGAUGAUACACCAUUGUGUUUCGCAAUGAAGACGGAUCCCUUCAACGAAUACUUUGCGUCUAAAUUGUUAACUAAAGGCGCUAUACCAAAUCCGAUCUAUAACACCACCGGAGAUACAUUACUUCAUAUCUUGACACGAGAAUGCAGAGAAGAGGCGGCGCUAUUUUUAGUGGAUUAUUGUAAAAAUAACUUAAUGAAAAUUAACAACGAAGGUUUCACGAUAUUACAUGAAGCAUGCAAAGUUGGCUUAAAAGAUCUAUCUCGAGCUUUAUUAAAAAACGGAUUACCAACUGAUGUCGUCACUUUUUCUACUGGUGAUACACCAAUUCAUUUCGCCAUUUCGAAUCUAUAUACAGACAUAGUCAUUGAAUUAUUAGAUACUUCUAAUUUUAAUUCGCAAUUAACUAUUAAAAAUAAUGCGAACGAAACGCCUCUAAGCUUGGCUAUAAAAACACCAUUCAAAAAAGGGAAAGAUAUUGUACUAGCUUUAAUAAAAGCUGGAGCUGAUGUGAAUGAACGUAACAAGGAAGGCCUGACAUUGUUGCAUCAGGCAAUAUUAAAAGAAGAUUCAUCUACUGCUAUAUUUCUGCUAGAAAAUGGUGCUGACAUGAAUGCAAAAACAGCUAAUGGAGAUACGCCGCUACAACUGUGUGUACAUUGUAGACUGGGCGAAGUGGUGGAAGCUCUUUGUAGACGAGGUGUAGACACUUCAAUAGGAUGUCCAUUAUGGGACGCUUUAGACUCUUUUCAGGAAGAUACUGCGUCAAUUUUAGUUAAAUACGGAGCAGAUACAGAUUGUUGGGCUCAUGGUCCCGAUGGUUGUCAGCAAACGCUGCUACACAGAGCGAUCGAUGAUAACAAAGAGGAUAUCGCACAGUUUCUGAUCAGAAGCGGAUGCGAUUUGAAUGCUCCGAGACGACACGGUCCAAAUGGUGCCGGUGGAGAUGAGGCAAAAGACGAAUGUACACCAUUACAUUUGUGUUGUCAAUGGGGACUGGAGCAAGUUGUUCAAACGCUGAUCGAACACGGAGCCGACGUAAACGCUCAAGACGCAGAGGGAAAGACUCCUGUACAUGUAGCGAUACAGAAUCAGCAUUCGCAGAUAAUAUCUCUUUUGCUGUGUCAUCCGAAUAUAGAUCUGAACAAGAGAGAUAAGAGAGGGCUUACGCCAUUCGCGACCGCCCUAACAGUCCGUAAUAACAAAGCCGCGCAAGCGAUAUUAGAGAGAUUACCUAAAGCGGCCGAACAAUACGACAAUAAGGGCAGAAACUUCUUGCAUACUGCCAUACAGAAGGAUGACAUGGAGAGCAUUCUGUUUUUAUUAUCAAUACAAGUAGAUGUAAAUUCGAGAAUACAUGAUGUUACACAAACACCUCCAUUGCAUCUAGCCGCUAUGUCAGGAAACGAGAUGUUAGUGCGAAGUUUAAUACUAGCAGGUGCUCGUGUUAAUGAUACUGAUGCAAACAGAAACACCGCGCUACAUAUAGCGGCUAAAGCAGGACAUGCCACUGUUGUCUCCGCACUACUACAAAACAAUAUUAACUUUGACGCGGUAAAUGCAGACGGCGAUAAUGCGUUGCAUGUAGCUGUAAGAGAGGGUCAUGUAUCAGUAGUACGGACGUUAUUGACCGAAUGUACGCUGGACGCGGAAGCUGUGAAUCUCAAGGGCCGUAAUCCUCUACAUGAGCUAGCCAGAUGCGCGAGAGAUAAUGCUGCAACGAUAUGUGAUCUAUUUUUAGAAUGCAUGUCGCAAUAUCCAGUCAAUAACGCAGUUUUUAUUUCAGACUUAGAUGGAAACACACCAUUGUUGAUUGCAUAUAUGAAGGGUAAUGGCAAUCUUUGUAGAACAUUAGUAAAAGCUGGUGCAUGUUUAGGUUCAAUGAAUAAAGAUGGAAUCACAAUUUUUAAUUAUCAAGUAGCGACGAAACAAUUAUUAUAUAGAUUGUUAGACUCUUUAACGCAAGAAGCACCAUGGUCUGAUAAAGAUUGCUGUUUAGAAUGUGGAACGAAAUUUUCCCUCACAAUGCGCAAGCAUCAUUGCCGCCACUGUGGGCGAAUUUUAUGUAGUAAGUGUUCAGGUCAAGACGUGCCGAUUUUGAAAUUUGGUUUAAACAAGCCAGUACGUGUAUGCAACAUAUGUUUUGAUGUAUUGCUGGGUACUGGGUCUCUUCAAUCUUCAUAGUUAAGAAUUUAUAUAUAAAAAUUAAUAGAUCAUUCCGAUGAUUUUU